CACUCAGUCAAAGGGCUUAUCUUCCUUAAAGUUAGAGCUCGACCUGUCAGUCACCAUGUGGGUAAAGGGCUUAUCUUCACUCCUGGAGGACAACAGAAGGAUCACCCCGGACAUCCACUUCAGGGACAGCAAGCUGGUGUUGGAUGGAAACAACCUGCUCUACUUCUCGUCCAACCUGGACCAGAACCACGGCGGGGAGUACCUGGCCUUCCAGGCAGAGGUCCAGGCUUUCUUCAAGACUCUGGCCGACUGUGGAAUCAAACCAUACCUGGUGAUGGACGGAGGCUCGAGCACCAGCAACAUCAGACUGGAAACCCUCAAAAAACGGGCCAGAGAGAAGGUCCAGAAGACCCAUGAUGCCAUUGAAGGCAGAAAUGUGAACAUCCUCCCCCCCCUCACCAAGCACGUGUUCAGACAGACGUUGAACGACCUGAAGGUGCCGAUGGUCAAGUGCUUCAAAGAGGCCGACGGCCGGCUGGCUGCCCUGGCCAGAGAGUGGUGCUGCCCGGUUCUGUCCACAGACAGCGACUUCUACAUCUUUGACCUUCCUGUUGGGCUUCUGCACCUGGAUUACUUCGGGUGGCGCGCCGAAACGCGUCAUAGUAUCCCCUGAAGGCGAUACACUACUUCCAACUUCUGUACCUUCUUCCACAUCGACCCCCAGCUGCUGCCUGUCUUCGCCUCGCUGGCCGGGAACGACUACGUCAACCUCAAAGAUGUUAAGUGGGCCAGAUACAUUCCAGCGGGAAGUCCUACAAUCAAGUUCAGUGCCACUAAC
This is a messenger RNA of Gadus macrocephalus (Pacific cod), 778 nucleotides long. Its product is annotated as protein asteroid homolog 1-like. The record is from RefSeq and is a predicted model, not a curated record. Gene Ontology annotation, molecular function: nuclease activity. NCBI's taxonomy places the organism in Eukaryota, Metazoa, Chordata, Actinopteri, Gadiformes, Gadidae.